Molecule: messenger RNA, 452 nt
Organism: Tinamus guttatus (white-throated tinamou)
Lineage: Eukaryota; Metazoa; Chordata; Aves; Tinamiformes; Tinamidae
Source: RefSeq, a predicted model, not a curated record
GAAGGGGUUGGCGGUUCAGGUUUCUGUGCAGAGCACGUGUGGCUAAUGCGAGCUGAAAACGCUGCUGCUCCAGCCUGGAGUGAAGAGUGAGCCAGGAGAAUGGGGCAGGUGGCUUGGAAGGGUUUAUUUCUAUCGCUUUUUGAUUACAAAACGGAGAAAUACGUCAUUGCAAAGAACAAGAAGGUGGGGGUUCUCUACCGAAUUGUGCAGCUCUCCAUCCUGGCUUACCUGGUGGGGUGGGUUUUUGUUGUCAAGAAAGGCUAUCAGGACACAGACACGUCCAUCCAGAGCUCUGUCAUCACCAAGCUGAAAGGGGUCGCCUUCACCAACACCUCGGAGCUGGGGGAGAGGCUGUGGGAUGUUGUGGACUACGUCAUCCCUCCACAGGUUGGCAUCACCCUGCUGUGCUCAGCUCUGCUCUGCAGCUGGAAAGCUGUUCCAGCCUGGUUGCC